Molecule: messenger RNA, 1515 nt
Organism: Oncorhynchus keta (chum salmon)
Lineage: Eukaryota; Metazoa; Chordata; Actinopteri; Salmoniformes; Salmonidae
Gene: mab21l3
Product: mab-21-like 3
Exons: 8
Coding region: 50-1213 (387 amino acids)
Source: RefSeq, a predicted model, not a curated record
GAGAGAUCAGAGCUGAACUGGUUUCAGUUGAAAAGUUGGAGGGGAGAAAAUGCCAGACUUUUCUGAGGAAGGGCUGGACCACUACCUACUGAAUCAAGUGGACCUGCGGCACCGUACAGUCAGCAGGCGUGUUGAGGAGGUUCUGACGGUGCUCAGAGAUCUGACCACUGAGGUCAGCAAGAAAGACGGACGCUUCCAGUCCAUCGCCCACGCUGGAGUCAACAACGAGAACAUCAAGGACCAGCCUGCCAUGGUGUCUAAAUGGGCAGCCCUCCUGAGAGGCAGAUGUUCCUUCAACCCAGCCAUCCAGGUCCUGACUUCCAGCCUGGUUUUGGUCAGUGUUCCGGUGAGGGGGUUGAUUGGAUAUCAUCAGCAUGUGGCUCGUCAGUGGAGGUACUAUUCUCUGACUGGCUCCAUUCUCCCCACUCCUGUCCGCGAGCCAGAGAAACUCCACCAAUGGCUGGAGCUGGAGAGCUUCACAAGCCCCGCCCAGGACUGGCAGGAUGCCAAAGUGUGUGUUGAGGGAGACAUUGUACCGGCCAAGGUGGUCAGUCUCUUCAGAGAACAACUAGAGACCGCCAUACUGACCUGCAGCUUCAGUGGUAAGGUCAGCAUCUUGGAGUCUGUGGGUUCGGUAGUGCGUGUUGCCAUAGAGACGGUGGAGGGUGUGAUGGAGGCAGAACUUGUUCCCACUGUGGAGCUGAUCAACUAUUGGCCGAAGAAGGCCCGCUGGCCCCGCCUUCUGCAGCGCUGGCCAACCACAGAGAGAGCUCGCUGCAUCAAGUCGUUUGGGUUUAACCUCAUGGCAACGUCUAAUUACCACUGGCUGUUGUCGUUCUCACGGGCGGAGCAGGCAUUGCUAGUGGCCGUUGAUGAGGACGGUGGUUGCCGUAGGAAGUGUUACCGUGUUGUCAGACAGCUGAAGGAGGACACUUGGUGUCCCGGCACCAAGCCUGUCAUCACAGCCUUCCACCUGCAGACUCUGUUGUUCUGGUGCUGUGAGAAGUUUCCAUGUGGGCGUGACUGGCGCUGUGUAAAGGAGUGUGUGCUGCGUGUAGCCAGGAAGCUGUUGAAGUGUGUGAGCCAGCGCUACCUGAGACACUACUUUGUCCGCUCCUACAACCUGCUGAAAUAUAGUAACACCACAGAGUUAGACCACACAGCCCAGAAGAUCAAUGACUUUAUAGCCAACCCCAGCCUCUAUGUCCACUAAACACUGAUUAUUAACACCAAUUAUAGCAUGAUGUUUUUAUUGCUACUAUUCUUGUCUAUCCUAAUGUUGCAAACAUAAAAUGAAUACAAGGUUGUGUUCAGUUGGGCACAGCCUACCAAAACAUUUGUAGCAGUAGUUUUUUACUUAGUCAAAUUCCUGUACAUGCAAAUGUCUUUGGUGAAUAAAGAUGAUUCUGAUUCACAGCAUAGUAAAACAUUUUACAUCAGGUAAUGAACAUCCUUAUUGAACAAGUCAAAUGUUUUUUUUAAAAUUCUGUACCUAAAUAAAGUAGUUUUCUUAUA